AUGGAAACGGGCUCAGGGGAUGUGGAAGAUUCUCCUCCUUCUCCUCCUGUGGACAAUGAAGGAGCUGCUAAUGCUCAACUACCACCUGCAGAAACUUCAGCUCCUGGAUCUACCAAUGAACCACCUUCAGAGAGAGAAGGAAGUGAGGACUUGCCCAGUGGAUCACCUGGAAAUAUGGGUUCUUCUUCUGAAAACGGUGGCCCCAUCCCAAGUGUUUCCUCAGAUGAGGUAGACACACAAGUCAAUGGUGAAGAUCACAGUGUGUCAGAUCUCCCACCUUCUGAUACAGAGCUCUCUUCAAUUUCUGGGAUCCCGCUGGCAACGUCUUCCCAACCACCAAAAGAAGAUGAUGUGGAAACACACUCUGAGGAUCCAGAAGAUUCCGUUUCCAUCAAUGGAGAAGAAACUUCCUCUGCUCCAUCCAUCAUAAACCCUCAGCCGGCUCUUGCAGAAGAGGAACCAAGCAUUUCUGGAGACUUAAGCGAUGGACCAAUCUUAUCUCCUAAAGAAGAUAAAAUGGGAUCUACCUCAGAGCCAGGGGUUGAUGAGGAACCUCUUGUAGAUGGUGACAAUACCCAGCACAAAUUCAAUGCUUCAUCUUCUGAACAACAGCUAAGCUCUGAAGAUGCGCUGGACACCAGUAUUCCAAGCUCUGGAAAUGAACCAGCUGUACAAUCUGGGACAAUUUCUCCCCUUGUAGACACUGAGACAUCAACACAAACUCAGGAACCCUCAGUGGAAAAAUCUUCUGCAUCUAUUGAGGGUAUACUUCCCAAUUCGGAGAAUGAAGAUGGCGAACCCUCCCCAGGUCUAUCAUCCAAAACUCUCGAUUCUUCUCCAGGCGGUGAUGGGAUAUAUGAGAGUAGAGACGAGGAAGAUGAUGCCAGGUCAGCUUCAUCAGCCCAAACAGCCAUUGCAACAAGCAACGAUGGUCAGCCUGGAAGUGACUUUCCUGUGAGACAAUUAGUAACUUCACCUGUUGGAGGAAUUUUAGCUCUGGCACCUAUAGAAGAUGGAGAGACCUCAGUCCCAAGAGAGGAUGCUCAAUUAUCAACAGGAGCAGUAUCUUCUGAGAAUGCAACACCACAACCAACCUCUUCUGCUGAAGAAACGGAGACGUCUGCCUCUGAGCCAUCAGCGGUGGGUUCUCGGCCAUCUCCAGAUGGUGAAGCCGCACCUGAAACUUCUAAAGAGACAGGACAACUGCAAACGUCUGUAGCUAGUGAGAAGGCAUCACCUUUGGCUUCAUCAACCACAGAGUCACAAGGACCCACAGCCUCAGAAAGCGGUGAGUUUUCUGGAGCACUCAACCAUGGAAGUGCUGCCUUCCCAGUUGAAGUGGCGGGAACUGCUGAUUCACCUCCAGCGACUGACAAGGGAUCUCAGGUCCUUCCAGAAGGUGUGGCUUCUUCUGAUGGAGUAGAAGAUUCUGAAGAGAUCACUAAUACGAUCAGUGAGAAAUCUUCUCAAGAUCCAUUGGACAGAGGAUCGGAGUCCAAAACAUCUACCAGUGAAGAGGAUACUGAAGGACGUAUUGAUGGAGAACUCUCCCUAAAUAAUAACAGGACUGAAACAGCCACGUUGGAGUCAGCAAAUAAUGGAGGAUCUCAGCUACCUCCUGAUGGUGCUCAGCUAUCUGCAACCGCUGGAAGUUCUGAGAUAUCAGAAGGUGCCUCUGGUGUAAAUGGGAAGGAAGGACCUUUGAUCCCAUCAGCUGCAGAGUUACAUUCAACUUCUACUUCUGAAGAAGUGGAAAAUGCCAACUCAGAAUCCAGGACUCCCCCAGAAUCUAAACCAUCUCUAGAUGGUUCGCCAACAACAGAGCUUCAAGAUUCUAAGAGUGCAGAAGCGGUAGAAGAUACUUCCAACAAUGGGGAGAAAUUGUCUUGGACCUUAUCAUCCACAGCAUCACAAUCUCCAGGAAUAUCAGGUGGCGAGGACGUUUCUGGAGGAAUGGAUAGUGAGGGAUCUUCUCUCAUUGGGGAAGAGUUGGAAACGGCUGGUCCAGGGGCAACAAAUAAUGCAGAAGCUCAGCCAUCCGUGGCGGGUGGAGCCACUGAAACAUCUGACGUGUCCAACAGGCUGGAACAAUUAGAAAACUCUUCUUCUGCCAAUGAGGGAGAGACUUCCCCAGGUUCACCAGCCACAGAAUCAUCAACGGUUCUAGAAGAUCUAGAGGUCUCUGGAAAACCUAGCGGUGGAGAUGGGAUGGAAGCAGUCAAUUCAGAACCAGCAACUAACACAGAACCUCUGUCGUCUCCAAACGGGGUUGGGCCAGGUGGAGCUACAGUUUCUGAAGAGGCAGGAACACCAGAAGUCUCCAGAACGAGUGAUGGAUCUUCAACUGCGUCUGCUCCAGAACCACAAGCCAUCUCUUCUUCCAACGAAGAAGAAACUAGCAACACAGCCACAAAUGCAGGAUCUCAACUCCCUCUAGAUGGAGACUCAGCAGCAGGGACACCCUCUCCCAAUGGGGCAGAGAUACCAGAAGUGUCUUCCAGUGUGCCUGAGGAAAAGGGACCUUCGUCUCCAUCCACUCAAGGGUCCCUAGAAGAUUCAUCUUCCACCAAAGAGGUGGGAACUGCCAGCAGAAAGUCAACAACUGAUGAGGGAUCUCAGCUAUCAGCAGAUGGAACAUCACCAGGAGAUUUUCUUGCAUCUGAGGGAGCAGAACCAACGGAAAGCCACCCCAUUGCAAGUGGGGACCAAGCUUCUCUGGUUCCACCAGCCACAGAAUUACAAUUUCCAGAAACAUCUGCCAAUGAAAACCUUCUUGGAGGCCUUGAGAAUGGACAAUCUUCCUUAUCUCCAGGAGAGGAGACAGACAAUGCAGGGUCAUCAAAUAAUGUAGGAUCUCCAGAUAGCGUGGCAACCGAAGGGGAAGGAGCAGAGACGUCUGAAGACAAUUCAAUUGUAAGUGAGAAACAAUUAUCCGUAGCUCCAUCGUCCACUGAACCACAAUCCCCUGGGACAUCGGUCAGCAAGGAUGUCUCUGAAAACCUGGUUGAUGGAGAACCAUCCCUCUCCACCGAUGGAGGGAAGGAGAUUACCAACCUAGGAACAGCAGGUGCCCAAGGACCCACUUCUUCCACAGGAACAGGUCCAGAUCAAAACAAUAUAGCCGAGCAAUUUGUAGAAAAUUCGGAUUCAAUGAGUGGACAAUCGUCUGUUGAUGGAGCCGUGGUUUCUAAAUCUUCAGAAGAAACCUCGAUCUCCAGCUCAGUAUCUUCGGAUGGGAAUUUGGCCGCCCAAGGAAUGAGCCAGGAUGUUGGUGCUCCAGAUUCUUCUCAACCAUCUUCAGAUAACCAGGGCAAUUUGGCAAAUCCCAUCGAUGGUGGAAGUGGAGAAAACUCUGUUUUGGGUGACCAUAUUUCUACUGGUGAUACUUUGGGUGAAUCAAAUGGUCCAAUCUUGGAGGCAGGUGGAGAGGUUCUCCAAGGAUUUUCUGAGGCUUUGGACAGUGUCAGUAACUUGGUCCAUCCAUCUUCUGCCAAAGGAACCAAACCAGAAGCAGGUCAACUAUUAGGAGUGGUGUCUCCAUUGGCUUCCUUGCCUCCCAAAAAUGGCCUGCUGUCAGCACCUUUUAAUCUAGGUGGCCCCAAACUAGGCAAUGUGGUUGGGAAAGGUUCAUCUCCCUUAACUCCUCUCCUGUCCUCUAAGCCUGAAGUCCCAGCAGAGACAUCAAAAUUGGCUUCUGGAAAACCAGGACUUCAACUCAUAACAUCAAAAUUGGCUUCUGGAAAACCAGGACUUCAACUCACAGCAGGUUCUCCUCUCCUGUCCUCCAAGCCUGAAGUCCCAGCAGAGGCAUCCGAAUUGGCUUCUGGAAAACCAGGACUUCAACUCACAGCAGGUUCUUCUCUCCUGUCCUCCAAGAAUACAGUCCCAGAGGAGAUGCCAACGUUACCUUCUGUAAGAUCAGGAGCUCAACUCAAAUCAGAUUAUCCUCUCCUGUCCUUCAACCCUGACAUCCUAGCCAACUCGGAGCACAUCCUGCCUGGGAAGCCGGGUCCCGCAUCUCCAGAAAGCUCUUCUGCUUCAGAUGAGAGUGACGAGGACUCUUCAAGUGGCCCUAACUUGUCAGGAGAGCACCAGACUUUAAUGAAAGGGAAGGUCGCUCUUGACUUAAGCAAAGCCAAAACAGACCCGAGCGAGCCCGGUGUUCAUCUUGCCUUAUCCGGAGUGGGCCUACUAGCCGCCAAGUCCUCAAAACACACCAGCAAACCCGCAAAGAAGAAGUCCGAUUCGAAGAAGUCCAAGGACAAGAAAACCAAACCAGUUGAAAACUCCGCCAUCAUGACUGGUGCACCAUCAGGCGCAGCAGUGUCCUUGUACCGCUACGGUGCCAGCGUGAAUGAUAACCAAUACGUGGAAAGGAAAGUGGAUUUUAACUCACCCCUCUUCAAGCCCGAGACUGGGAUACCACUUGGAAAAUCUCUACGCAACUCUCUUUACUUCACGGAUAACGGACAGAUUGUCUUCCCCGCCUCUGACCAAGACAUUUCCAGCUAUCCCAACCCACCUUCCGGUGGUUUUAAUGGUCGUGAGAAAGUACCCAUGGUGGCUGUGUUUUGGGACAAUGCGGACUUCUCCAAGGGAGCUGGCACCAUCUUUUACCAGGAAUAUCCUUGUGGGAACUCUGCCAAAGACCCCCUCGUCCAAGACGUGGAAGAAAAGAUUCGCCGGUACGUCAAGUCUUCCUAUCGAGCUCGGUGGUUACUCAAAGUCACCUGGGACAAAGUCCAACCUUAUCCUGCGCAGAGGCAGAAGAGCAAGACGAACACCUAUCAAGCCAUUCUCACCACAGACGGUUACAGAACCUACGCGCUGUUCCUUUACCAAGAUGGAGGGAUGCAGUGGGACUACACUAAACUCUCAGCCCCCAACGUGCUGAUUGGGUACACCAGCGGUGAUGGAUAUUUCAAAAACGAUAAUUUGAUGACUCGAACGCCAGCUGAGAAAUACCGUCCCGAUCGCUUCCAAGGUUACAACACAGACGUGCGUGGUUUGUGGAUAUACAAACUGGAUAGUUGGAUCCGUGUGAAUUACCGGCAGAGGUGCCUGGAUUGGUUGAGUCACGAGAAGCUCCCAUCGGCCUGGAACAGGAACCUGCCCCCUUGCCCAUGCUUCCUGCAACAGGGGAUGUCGGACAACCGCUACACAACCAGCCAAAAAGGUUGGCAGGACUCUGGCUUCACCCUGCUGUAUUCGUCCAGGCCAAAUAACUACGGGGCGGGCGUCCGAUGUCUCUAUAACAGAAAUGGCCAACUCCAAGAAGGUCGACAGGAGAGAAUCUGGAAAAAUUCCAGGAAAAACUACCCCAACAACGACGAAGAACUGAAAUUGCACGACUGGUGUUGCAACAAGGCCGGAAUUCCCCAGACGUGUGAGAAGUACGACCAGAAGCGACCCAGGAUCAGUUGCCAAGGUUACAAACCAUCAAUCUGGGGUUGA
This is a messenger RNA of Notechis scutatus (mainland tiger snake), 5454 nucleotides long. RefSeq names its product mucin 4, cell surface associated (gene MUC4). The record is from RefSeq and is a predicted model, not a curated record. Lineage: Eukaryota; Metazoa; Chordata; Lepidosauria; Squamata; Elapidae. Gene Ontology annotation, molecular function: ErbB-2 class receptor binding. Gene Ontology annotation, biological process: cell-matrix adhesion.